GUAUACGACAGUCUUCCUUUGAACCGCGCAAGAGUAGUUUUAAAGAGCUUGGAGCCCGAGUUUCACCUGAUGCCAAAUUUGGAAGUUAAACAGCAUCAGAUAACCAUCAAAACAACAAAAGUAUCGAAGAAGACUCCUUUCUCGUUCUGCGUAAAACACCUUCAUAACACUGAAAUCACAAGAUCGUUAACGACCUGUAGCGAACGUUUAUAUGACAGAUGGAUCUUCCGAGAAUCAUCGAGCUGACUGUUGUUGGAGUCAUCUUCUUCUUCGGGGUUAUUUUCAACUGCAUCGUCAUUCGUAGUAUCAGCCUGGCGCGAAGCUUGCGCGGAACGAUCCCGUAUAAUACGAAAAAGGACUGCACUAAUCUGCUGGUAAUGAACCUCGCUGUGGCUGACUUGCUUAUACUGCUUGUGAGUUUACCGAUGGAUAUCAUACCAGAGCAUAUAUCAUGGCCAUAUGGGACGAUUGUAUGCAAGUUUGUUUCACCAAUUCAGGAUAUUUGCCUAACAACGUCCGCGCUUACCUUUGGUGCGAUUGCUGUGGAAAGGUAUUUGCUGGCAAAAGGAGUCACACAUCAAGGCACUCGCAAUGCAAAAUUUAUCAUAGCUGGGAUCUGGCUCGCUGCAUGGCUAACAAUGGGUCUUCCAAUGGCAUUUUACAAGCAACUCAUUAGAGACGAAGGCAGGAUAGAAUGCGACAUAAUCUGGCCCAACAAAUACGUCGCUGAUUUCUUUCUUUAUUACAUGAUUGUUCUGAUCGCAGUUUGCGGAAUAACUGGAGCGUGCGCGUAUUACGGGAUACGACGAAGCCUCGGGAAGGUGCAGCAGAUUUACGAGAAGCAAAGUGCGGUAGAAAUUAUCGAUCGAACGAACCAGGAAACGCUCGUCGAGCAAGUCUUGAAGAUCUCCAACCUCAUUUGCGUUCUCAUUACCGUGUUCGUGAUCUGCGUUUUCCCGUUUCCGUUAUUCGCGGUGCUCUUAGAAUCGGGCGUGCUCGAGAACUUUCGUUAUAACUACGCUCUUUAUCUGGCCACCUCGUGCUUGCUCUAUGGUAACUGCCUGGCUAACCCGUUGAUAUUAAUGUUCAUGAGUAAAGACGCACGAACUGUGUUGACUGAACGAAGAUCGUUGACUCGGCGUAACGCCGGCACAGAGAAUAUAAAAUUAGAACAUGCAUGAAAUAGUGGAUUAAAUGUGAAUGAAAUUCAGAUUGGUUGAAAAUAUGUUCAGCAUUCUGAACAAGAUGCGGAAGAGCCUUAAAACUAGGGAAUAGAUCUGAUAUUGAGCAUUAAUGGAUAAUGGUAGAUCACGAGAACAAGGUACACAGACGAUUAAAAUUCUCAUCAAAUGAAUAAUAAUACUCACAUGAAGUCUUCGUCUGCUACUGCGAGCAACGAUCUCCAUAGUUCAGCGGUGAGUGAGUGCAGUUUACUUCGGAAUCACAAAGGCUUGAUUUCUGGCGGAGGUCCAGAGAGUUGCAUUUUUGCAACGUUCAUAGUCUGGUCUUCAAUCGUUAACCGCUAUAUCUCUGUUCCUUGUUCAGUUAAAAGAAACAAAGCCUUGUGGAAAAACCCGGAGACAAUGUACAGCAUUGUUUAAAAUUCUCUUCAUCAACAAGGACGAAUUUGUGAAUAAAUAUAAUUCAAUAAAUCUCUAUGCAACUAUAAUAAAAUCAUUGUUUAUAUGACAGGUGUAUAUAAAAUCCAUUUUAUGCAAAUCCAUAGGAUAUAGUCAAGCUUUUAUUUGGAAUA
Dendronephthya gigantea is the source of this 1753-nucleotide messenger RNA. RefSeq names its product galanin receptor type 1-like. Gene Ontology annotation, cellular component: membrane. Bases 219 to 1181 code for a protein of 320 amino acids. Gene Ontology annotation, biological process: G protein-coupled receptor signaling pathway. The record is from RefSeq and is a predicted model, not a curated record. Lineage: Eukaryota; Metazoa; Cnidaria; Anthozoa; Malacalcyonacea; Nephtheidae. Gene Ontology annotation, molecular function: G protein-coupled receptor activity. The transcript has 4 exons.